AUGCGGCCGAUAUUUUCAGCCCUGCAAAGGGCCGCGCCGACAGCCUGGAGCCCGCCCACCCGAGCUGUCCAGAGCCCUCGCGUGGCAUGGGAACUGGACUCCAUUUGCACCAGAUGUCGCCAGCACCAAAUCCGCCAGCUCUCCAAGUCGCGUCAGCUGGCAAACAAUCUAUCAAUUGUUGACCAUCCAGCGCAGCUGGUCCGCACCGGCCGGAAACAUGGGCCAGGACUGAUUAUUAUUGCUCUGAUCCCAAUCAUAUCGUUUGCGCUGGGCACCUGGCAGGUGCAGCGCCUCGACUGGAAGACCAAGCUGAUUGCCAAAUUCGAGGACCGCCUCGUGAGACCUCCUUUGCCAUUACCGCCAAAGAUCGACCCGGAUGCGAUCUCCGAGUUUGAUUAUCGUCGUGUAUACGUCACGGGCCGUUUGCGCCAUGACAAGGAGAUGUUGGUCGGGCCCCGCAUGAACGACGGCGAGGACGGGUUCGUCGUGGUGACCCCCCUCGAGCGAGGUGAUGGACAGAGCACGGUGCUCGUGAACCGGGGCUGGAUUUCUAGGAAGCUGCAGAACCAGAAGGACCGGCCGCAGGGGCUACCCCAAGGGAACGUGACCGUGGAAGGAUUGCUACGGGAGCCGUGGAAGAAGAACAUGUUUACGCCGGAGAACAAGCCGGAGGAAGGGAAGUUCUACUUUCCUGACAUUGUUCAGAUGGCUGAGUUGGGUGGGAGCCAGCCCGUUUGGAUUGAGCAAACUAUGGUGCCCGAUCUGGUCGAAUCGUAUGAUCGCACGGCCAAGGGUAUCCCAAUUGGCCGCGCAGCAGAAGUCAACCUGCGAAACAAUCAUUCCCAGUACAUCUUCACCUGGUACGGCUUAUCCUUGGCCACAUCCAUAAUGCUGUGGAUGCUUGUGCGAAAGAACCCCAACGAGGCAAUGCGCCGUGUCCGUCAGAACCGGAACUGGUGA
Molecule: messenger RNA, 960 nt
Organism: Penicillium alfredii
Lineage: Eukaryota; Fungi; Ascomycota; Eurotiomycetes; Eurotiales; Aspergillaceae
Product: cytochrome oxidase assembly protein SHY1
Exons: 4
Coding region: 1-960 (319 amino acids)
Biological process (GO): mitochondrial respiratory chain complex IV assembly
Cellular component (GO): mitochondrion; membrane
Source: RefSeq, a predicted model, not a curated record